AUGGUUGAUCCUGGAUCGAGUGGUUACAAUACAGAAAAUGAAUUCUCUCAGGCCCUAGCAUAUCACCGUCUUGAGCAACUGAAAUUACCAGCUCUGUCAAUUGCUUUACCAGCAGUCACCGGAGCAGGAAUGCUAUAUCUUGCACAAGUUAUCUUGAAUGAUUUACUUAUUGCUCAUGGAAUCGAGAUAUUGCCUACAGUAACUACAUUCGAAUUAGUCUAA
Messenger RNA from Rotaria sp. Silwood2, 222 nucleotides. NCBI's taxonomy places the organism in Eukaryota, Metazoa, Rotifera, Eurotatoria, Philodinida, Philodinidae. The record is from the annotation of a GenBank genome assembly.